This is a messenger RNA of Drosophila biarmipes, 2232 nucleotides long. It is a transcript of the gene Myb, whose product is annotated as myb protein. The transcript has 2 exons. The record is from RefSeq and is a predicted model, not a curated record. Bases 1 to 1995 code for a protein of 664 amino acids. Gene Ontology annotation, cellular component: nucleus. Gene Ontology annotation, biological process: regulation of DNA-templated transcription. NCBI's taxonomy places the organism in Eukaryota, Metazoa, Arthropoda, Insecta, Diptera, Drosophilidae. Gene Ontology annotation, molecular function: RNA polymerase II cis-regulatory region sequence-specific DNA binding; DNA-binding transcription factor activity, RNA polymerase II-specific.
AUGGCCAGUGCCAGCAGUGAGAACGGCGAGGAGCUGUUGGCCUACGACGGCAACUCGGAUUCCGAGGAGUCCGAGUACUCGGAGACCGAGGACACCCAUGACGGCGGCAAGGAGUCGCCCUUGAUCACACCCCACAGCAAUGUCGAUUCGGGUUGCCCGCUGGAGGUCUCCCUGCCGGACCCAAAGUCGUCCGGCCAAAAGGGUCAGAACAAGAGCAGCAGCAGCACUGGCACCAGCACCAGCACCAGUGUUGGGGCCGUGAAUCCCAACUACGGCUUCGGCAAGCGCUGGUCCAAAUCCGAGGACGUGCUGCUCAAGAAGCUGGUGGAGAAGCACGGCGAGAACUGGGAGCUCAUCGGGCCGCACUUCAAGGACCGCAUGGAGCAGCAGUUGCAGCAGCGCUGGGCCAAGGUGCUCAACCCCGAGCUGAUCAAGGGUCCCUGGACGCGGGACGAGGACGACAAGGUCAUCGACCUGGUGCGCAGUUUCGGGCCCAAGAAGUGGACCCUCAUCGCCCGCUACCUGAACGGGCGCAUCGGCAAGCAGUGCCGCGAGCGGUGGCACAACCACCUCAAUCCGAACAUCAAGAAGUCGGCCUGGACCGAGGAGGAGGACAAGAUCAUCUACCAGGCCCACAUCGAGCUGGGCAAUCAGUGGGCCAAGAUAGCCAAACUGCUGCCCGGCCGCACUGAUAACGCUAUCAAGAACCACUGGAACUCAACAAUGCGUCGUAAAUAUGAUGCCGAACGCAGGUCGGUGAAUGCAUCUGGCAGCGAUUUGAAGAGUUCGCGAACCCAUCUCAUAACGCUCAUCAAGUCGGGCGGCGUCAGCAAGGGGCAGUAUAAUAAUAAUGGGCAGCACAAGGCCUCCGCCACGGAGACAGCAGAUGCCAAGCCAGCCCCCAAAUCGGAUAAUGCCGAUGGCACGCAGGCAAACAAUGUGAGGCCUGAGCUCACCGAGUCGCAAGAUUCUUCGGGAACCGAUAAUUACCUCAGCUCUUUGGGUACCCUCAAUAUGAAGAUGUCGCUGCCGCGCCAAACACCGAACAUCUUGAAGCGGCCGCGCAAGAACAUUCCCGAAACUCACCUCCAGGCUGGUCCAUCGAACGGGGUCUUCGGCCAGGAGGAGGCCGCCAAGCCCCGUCUGCCCGGCUCGCCCGUCAUCACGCCCAUCAAAGCUCUACCCUUCUCGCCGAGCCACUUCCUCAAGUCGCCCUGCCUGACCACGUUCGAGGACAUGAACUUGCGGGCCAGCACGCCAGUGACCAAGGUGUACAAUCGCGUGGGCAUGGAGAUCAAGAAGGAGCUGGAGACCUCAUCCAUCGAAACUCCGCACAAGAGCCAACUGGGACCUCGGACCCCAACGCCUUUUAAGAAGGCCCUGGCUGCCAUUGGCAAGAAGAGGGAUGGGCGUCGCUACGAGCCCUCUAGCCCGUCCAGUCUGGCGGAAGAUCUGGCUGAGAUCAUCCACGAGGAGCAUCUGAGCAGUUCGCUAAAUGGCAACAACUCCAAGAUGACGAUUGGUGGCGACCAAAGCACUUCGUUUAGCACCGAAAACAAUGCCCAGUCGCCGGUUUUGAAGCGUGCCAGGAAAUCCCUACUCUCCACAUGGAGCUCCAACCAUAUGUCCAACGGCAGCAACGCCAAGAAGAUUCAGCCCUUCGAAACGGAGACGCCCAGCAAGUUUCUCACGUCGCCCAGCAACAUACUGAAGGACACGCUCUGCAGCGAGCAGGAUCUGCCCUUCGACGAGGGCCGCAAGGAGAAUCGACCAUUCCACAACCGCAGAAGCUACAAGUACCGCGGUGCGCUGUCCUACGAUCACGUCAUCGAUCCGAAGUGGGCUCGGGUGGCCUGCGGCAAGACCAAAGAUCAAAUAUUCAUGGAGGAGCAGGCCUAUGCGUGCCUCAAGAAUCUUUCCUGUAUACCGCGCUCGCUCAACUUCGAGAAGCAAAAGUGUUUGGUCAACUCAUUCGACCGCUUCGGUUCGCUAUAAUUUUUUCAAGUUGCUAUAACAGGUAUUACACCCAAAUUCUACGAGUAUCAUUUUUAUAAUUAUGUAGAUACGUACGACCCCUUAAAUUGCACAUACAUUUGAUAACUCCUUCGUUUGAUGAGCAACGCAUUUCAAAAUAUGAUUUAAAUACUACAUUUAUUGCAUUAUUGGUUACACACACCUUCAAUUGUAUCCCAUUUUUUUCGUAUAUUUAAUAAAUAAAUAUGCUUAAAGUGA